GAACAUUGAACCUAUUUUGCAGCGAAAAUACGGUGUGCAGGCUACAUGGUUUCGGGGCGGGUUCUGGGGGUUUUUAUGUUUAGUGUUGGGUUUUUGUGUGGAUAUUAUUUUCAUAUUCUUCACCUAAAGUACCUUCGUAAAAAGCAAAACUUCUUCCAGAACCGUCUCAAAGACGUUGAAAACAAACUCAAGAGUUACUAAGUAUCCAUCCUUUCAACUAGCUUAAAACAAUUGACUAUUACUCAUUUGCUGAUGUCCUCUCAAGUUAAGGAAGAUUUAUAUGGUGUAUCAUGGUCUAAUCCAGCAUGGAGUCACUUCCUUUGUUCAGCAAACGUUCUCGACUAUUUUUGUGACCUUUCCAAUCCCUUUUAUGAUAGGCAGUGUAAUAAUGAGGUUAUUCGUAUGCAAAGACUCCAUCCUGAGCAACUGUUGUGCAUGACAGGUGUUGAGUUCUAUCUUCAUCACGCUCAAGAACCCAUACUGUUCAUAAUACGAAAGCAGCAACGUUUAUCUCCAACUCAAGUCACUCCAUUGGCUUAUUACUAUGUGAUUAAUGGGACAGUACUUCAAGCGCCAGAUCUUUCUACUCUCCUGAACUCUCGUUUGUUGACAGCGAUUGUAGGGUUGAAGAAAGUAAUCCAGACAUUAGGUCCCUGUGCUCGGUAUCAUCCUUCAGACGGUUCCUAUUCCUGGGAUGACCCUAAUGUUUUGCUUGGAUAUAAUAAAGAACCAGAUCAAACUUAUACAAAAUCUCAGUCUACCUCAAAUACUGAAAGAGAUCUAUAUAAAAGUGCAAAUUUAUUUCAAGUUCAAAGAACAGAUACCCUACUUGCUGAUUGGAUGAAUCGUUUUCCUGUCCCAUCGGCAAGUUUUAUUCAAAAUCUAGCCAACUCAGGACAAACGUCAUCUGUACCGACAGUUACUUCUGCAGUUAACGCGAGUAGAGUCGUUUCUCUUACAUCAGCUCAAACUGUAAGAUAUUUCCAAGAAUCUAUUCACACAACUAAUGUAGUCAUUUAAUCUGUAUUUAUUCACGUUAUCAAAACGAUUGAAGAUUUAAGUCAGACUUUACUGAAAAAUUAUUAAUGAUCAUAGUCUAAAUCAUGAAGUGAUCUCAAAAUACCCACCAUAACCAGAAAGCACGGACAACUAUUUCGUAUUAUUUUUGAUGUUUGAACUACUUUAAUCUUUCGGUAGAAAGCAGAAACUUGGAUUAUAAUUCUUGUUUGGUGAUCACAAUAUUUCUAGUUUAUUUUGUUUAAUUUACACGCACUUUUACUAGCAUCUUCUGGGAAAGAAGAAAAUCUUCAGAACAGCUGCAAUUCUCCAGCUAAGUUACCUACACGGCUCCCUACAUUACCCGGUGUUUCUGUUGUCCCAGGACCAUCACCAAGCACUUCAACGCAGCCAUCACUGCUUGUAGACCGAAAACCUCGUGUUUAGCAUAUUUUUAGUUUCUUCAAUUGAUACUGUUAAAAGCUGUACAAAAAUAUGGUUUGGUAUAGCACCAUUUUAUAUUUCGAUAAGUUUAUUUGGCGAUCCAAUCAUGAUGUACUCUGAUGUCAUUUUUACUUAGUAAUGUAUUCAUAAAAUUAUUACUCUUCUUUUAUAUGUAAAUACAAAUUUUUCCUACU
Schistosoma bovis is the source of this 1634-nucleotide messenger RNA. Lineage: Eukaryota; Metazoa; Platyhelminthes; Trematoda; Strigeidida; Schistosomatidae. The record is from the annotation of a GenBank genome assembly.